This is a messenger RNA of Gamsiella multidivaricata, 750 nucleotides long. RefSeq lists its product as uncharacterized. The record is from RefSeq and is a predicted model, not a curated record. Lineage: Eukaryota; Fungi; Mortierellomycota; Mortierellomycetes; Mortierellales; Mortierellaceae. Bases 138 to 611 code for a protein of 157 amino acids. The transcript has a single exon.
AAGAGAGAAAGAGAGAAAGAGAGAAAGAGAGAAAGAGAGUGAGAGAAGGGAUCAGAGGGGCGAGAUGGGAAGAUUAAUGUUGGAUGAGGAUGAGUCAGUGUGGGAUGGAGUGAGAUGGGGUGGGAUGGAGUGGGAUAAUGGGAAGUGAGAUGGUGAAAAAAGAGAGACUGAGAGGGUCACAGACCAAGAGGUCACAGUUUGGAAUGGGCGCACAGGUCAGUCAGGAUGUAUGUAUGGGGUGUAUGAGGACACGAGGUGGUGAGGUUAAGGAGAUGAAGAUGAAGAAGAAGAAGAAGAAGCGGAAAAGAGGGUAUAUGGAUGGUGUUUCGUUGAUGGGAGUAGUGGUGGGUCAGAGAAGGGAGAAGAGAGAAAGAGAGAGAGAGAGAGAGUGUGUGUGUGUUUGUGUAUGUGUAUGUGUGUGUAAGAGGACCAUUGGCCCUGUCUUUGUCUCACCCUUUUGUCGCCCGCGAGAGGGAGAGGGAGACGAAAACAGUGGCGAGAGAGAGAGAGAGAGAGAGAGCGUGCAAACACUCUGUUGCUCGUGCGUCUUUGGCUUCUCUUCUCUCAUGCCAAUAUGGACGGACAUAUCCCCAUGCCAUCCAGAUAAAUAAUCAUUAUAGCCCACAGCAUUCGCCAUUCAUUCGGUCAUCCCCACCUCCACUCCAUCGCCCUCCUCUCCCUUUCUCCCUCUGCCUCCUCCGUUCCUUCAUCGCAUUCCCCCCAUACUUUCCCUCCCUCCUUUCUCCAUCU